Molecule: messenger RNA, 3551 nt
Organism: Sturnus vulgaris (Common starling)
Lineage: Eukaryota; Metazoa; Chordata; Aves; Passeriformes; Sturnidae
Gene: PPP1R3B
Product: protein phosphatase 1 regulatory subunit 3B
Biological process (GO): regulation of glycogen biosynthetic process
Cellular component (GO): protein phosphatase type 1 complex
Molecular function (GO): glycogen binding; protein phosphatase 1 binding
Source: RefSeq, a predicted model, not a curated record
CGAGCGCUGCUUCAGCCUUGUCACGGCUGCGAACUUUAGCUCGGCAAGUGCUCUAUGCCCAGCCCUGUGCAAGGGGUCACCUGUCCCCAGGUAGCGUGGGAAGCAGAGCGGAGGUAGCCGACGGGGUUCGACAAUGGAGGUAGUAUUAGACUAUUUCCCUCACAAGCAAGCAAUGGCUGUGGACGUUGCGAUGCAGCUGUACCUGUGCUCCUCUCCCUUGCGAAGAGAGAAGUGUGCCUGCAAAAUUACUCCAAAGCCAAGCAAGCCACUGAGGCCCUGCAUCCAGCUGAGCAGCAAGACUGCACUGCAUGGACCAGAAGAGGCAGCAAACUCCUUCAUGCACAACAAAGCAAAGAAGAGGGUGUCAUUUGCAGAUAGCAGAGGCUUUGCUCUGACAAUGGUGAAGGUAUUCUCAGAGUUUGAAGAUCCUCUAGAUCUUCCUUUCAACAUCACAGAGCUGAUAGACAACAUUGUGGGUCUGACAACAGUGGAGAAGGACAGCUUUGUCCUGGAUUUUGUUCAGCCCUCUGUAGACUACCUGGACUUCAGAAACCGCCUCCAGACAGACUGUGUCUGUUUGGAAAACUGUACCCUAAAGGAGAAAUCUAUUGUGGGAACAGUGAAGGUGAAGAACCUUGCUUUUGAAAAGACAGUGAAGAUCCGGAUGACGUUUGACACAUGGAAAAGCUUUGUAGAUCACCCAUGUCAGUAUGUCAAGGAUACGUAUGGAGGGUCAGAUCAGGACACGUUUUCCUUUGACAUCAGCUUGCCUGAGGGAAUUCAAUCACAUGAAAGAGUUGAGUUUGCCAUUUCCUUUGAGUGCAAUGGGAGGGUGUUCUGGGACAACAACAGGGGCACAAAUUACAGGAUCAUAUGGUCAGAACUGAAGUCUGCCCAGGAAGCUGCCCGUCCCGCACAGACUCCUGACUUUGGCAGUGCAUUUGACCGCUUUGGGAGCCCUCGGUGCUCCUAUGGCCUCUUUCCUGAGUGGCCCAGUUAUUCAGGCUAUGAGAAACUUGGGCCCUACUAUUGACCCAAGGACAAAGGCCAGGCUGACUAACUGUUGCUGGUGUGUCUGUAGGCCUUGGGACUAGUCUGAACACAGGUAUAUGAAUAGGUGGAAGAAGUAUGGCUCUGUGUAGCUUAGCAUAAGCUUCCCAGCAAAACCAAAUGUGCAGUGUGGCAGGGGGCUUAUAGUCAGAGAAGCCAAUCUGGCUCUCCAUAUGAUCAGAGGACCAGGGACCACUCAUGUCUUUUCAGCACUUCUUCUUCCUCUUCAGUAAAGAUGCCAGUGUUCAGGGAAACACUACAGUGCUUAUAUUGCCUGUUCAAGGCACCUGUGUAGUGGUGGCUGCUUUGUAUUGCCUGCCUAGUAUUAAAAGGCUCUUUCAAAAUGUCCUAGUAUUAUAUUGUUAGUGGUCUCUACUACAGCUGCUGGGUUCUCCUUGCAAAGCCAGGCUGUGCCUGUCAGGAAGUAGUGUGGUUGGAUUGCCAGGAAUGGAUUCCUAUCUUUGCACAUAUCCUUGUAGUGAGGCCCUUCCUAAUGGAGGCAGAAAGCAUGUUUUGGGAGUGAAAUGCAAUGUGAUGACAGGAAGUGUGGCCCUACAGCCUGCUGUAUUAGGAGAUAUGCCUGUAGGAGAGGAUCAGAUUUGAUAUGCUCAAUUACUGAUUGUUACAUCAGAUGAGCUUGAAAAUCUCUCAUACCACUGGUGUUAGCAAAAACAGAGAUAGCUGUAGCUGUGUGGUGCUUGUAACACAGCUGUGGGUUGACAUACUUGACUGUCUUCUUCAAAACCUUCUUGUUUCUUUAAUCACGAGUGAUCAAUGAUGCUUUUUCUCCCCUUGAUGGAUGUCUGAAGUUGGCUGUGAUGGACUCUGAAAAUGUUUCAUUCUCUUGUGGACUGUAAACCAGAGUUUUGUGCCCAGGGUCCUGUGCAGGAGACUCUGCUCAGGUGUUACAGGAGCUAAACACAAACGGACCCCAUGGCUGUCUAUGCUGUGUCCUAUACAGGAAGGUGGCUGUUGCUUACCUACUGUGGUGGAAGUGCCUUGACUGAGAAGUGUGGUAUGUGCAAUCCCAGCAAUGUUGUGGGAUGAAUAGGCUUUAGAACUGAUGUUGCUUUUAAGAUCUGGUAAUGGUUUGUUACUCUGUGCCACUGAUUGCUUGACAGAUAAAGGCAUAGCACUGCUUGCAUGUAAGGGCACUGUGGCUGUUCUGGAUGAAUGUGCUGGGAUUCCCUCACUGCUGAAGCAGUAUCUGCCAGUUUGACCUGCAGAUGCCCAGACUUUGCAUCUCUGACCAUAAAAAGUGGCUCAUCCCAUCUAUGUAAAGAACUAGCUGUGAGGAGAGUGAGAUGUGGGGUUAUCCUGACAGCAGCCCUGCAUGUGAGACAAAUCACAGAUGUGAGCCAUCCUGCAACUGAAGAGGUGGCUUGUCUUCUGGAUGUGUGCUGAGGUGGUGAGCUUGGCAGUGCCAAACAGCCUCACAGACCUUCUUGGGUGCUAAUUGAGCAGAAUAACUUAAUCCCUCAGCUCAAAGAGAGAGUGCUGAACAGUUUGUAGAAAUAGAGGUCAAGGGAAUACUACUUUUUCUAGUGCAUAAGCUUUACAUAAUUUUGAGUGCCUCUAGUAGCCUGUGGAUGUGCUGGAGAGAAGCAACAGGCUAGACACUUUGUUAACAUAGCUUUUAAUUCUGGAGACUACUGUAUAAAUACUUAGAAGCUGUUUUACUCUUAACGUAGAAGGGAUACUCAGAUCACUCUUGGAUAUCAAAAGGGACAGGAGCUUGAAGGAAGAAUAGCUGGCUUUCAACUGCUGCUUUUUCAAAAUAUGGAAUCAGUAUACGUCUUCAGUGUGCCUGAUCACUUAGUCAAGGUGGUGAAUCUACUUGCUAGCCCAAAGCUCAUCAGGUUUGGUUCCUCUGUUCAAACAGCUUCCCAAGUCAGCCCUUAGAGCCUGCAUUUGGUCUCUCUGGAAGGGACUGUUGCCUAGCUUGGCUUGAUUUUAAACUUAAAGCAAGUUUGAAUCACACUGAUGUUUUUUAUUUAUUUGGUGUAUGGUGUUGAUGUUGUAAGACACUGACUGUAGAAAACUAGUGUUCUCCUGGCACCUUCUUGUGCCUAUGGAGAGCUGUUUGUGAGCCAAAACAAAGCAUGUGGGUCUGGGGUGCUGUGGAUGGUGAUAUCUCCUUACAGGCUUGUUUUCAGGCUGUCUGUUGGGUGUACUUAGGGAGGAACAUGGAAGAUGAUAUAGAAGAGCAGUGCCAUAAGUAAAAGCUAGGUUGGGAACCGACUAUUUGAUCAAUAGCAGUUUAAAAAUACUAUUUGUGGCCUUUCCCUUUUUUCAUUCCCAGUGUGAACAUAGAAGUGAGGGGGUUCCUCUCUUUGCUCUAUGCCUGGAAGUGCCUUGUAGGAUGUUUUGCAUGUUUGUUUUUAAAAGAUAUUUUUGUACACAACAUUCAAGUGGGAAAUGCACUUUAUAAUUGCCAUGUAAUUACGCUCUUAAAAAUUUGGCUGUUUUUAUCUAAUUGUUAAAAUAAAGGUGGAACAAAA